Molecule: messenger RNA, 906 nt
Organism: Camelina sativa (false flax)
Lineage: Eukaryota; Viridiplantae; Streptophyta; Magnoliopsida; Brassicales; Brassicaceae
Source: RefSeq, a predicted model, not a curated record
AUGUGGAAGCAAAUGCUCAAGCUGCGCCCCACAGCAAAAACAUUUCUCUCAUGCAGUCUAGGUAAUGGAAAGUCAUGUUCCUUCUGGUAUGAUACUUGGACCCCGUUUGGGGAUCUGAUCACUUUCCUGGGAGCUGACGAACAUCAAAGAAUUGGUCUCCCAUUGGACUCCACUGUGGCACAAGCUCACACCGGGAUUGGAUGGAGGAUACGAGGUGCUCGUACUCAAAAUAUGGAGCUCCUACUUAUCCAUCUCACUGAAACAACUCUCUCCGAGAAUGUCAAGGACAUUUAUUUGUGGGCAAAACCAAAUGGGGAUCCCCAAGAUCGUUUUGGUUUCUCCGAUACUUGGAACAUGUGCAGACUGUCGGCUCAACAAGUGCAUUGGCAUAAUCAGGUCUGGUUCACAGGUUCUAUCCCCAAGCAUUCAUUCAUCAUGUGGCUUUGUUGUCUAGAUCGUAUGCCUACUCUUUCUAGACUGAGAAACUGGGGAAUAGUAGAAGAUGAUACCUGCCAUCUUUGUGAAAUUUACUUUGAGACCAAGGACCACCUUUUCCUAACAUGUCCAUACAGUUUCGACUUGUGGAGAUGGUGCCUUCGUAGGCUACAGAUGCCUUUCAUAGAUUUCAACACUUGGGAGAGCUUCCUUCUUUGGCUCAAGAGUCCUUCUAAUGAGGAAAAGAUGACCCCCAUAAAGCUUAUAGCAGCUCAAGCGGUGAUCUACUCAAUUUGGCACGAGAGAAACGCCCGCAUAUUUACUGGCAUCCGUACCCCGGUUGAAGGACUCUUCGCUCAGCUUGAUCGUCGCAUCCGUAACACCUGUUCUGCAAGACAUUGUAUUCUGAAGCUUCAAGACAUGCUUAUGCUGUGGUUUCGGACCUCCACCAUCGCCCCACCACCUAGCUAA